GCAUAAAGAUCAUGUAUUCGAGAAGAGAUGGAUCGUCUCGAGAUACAGAGGAGGCGAUUUACGUCACGCUCGGGAAGGAAUUUAAGAAAGACAGUACCAACCUCUCGUGGGUCUUGGUGAACUUCCCGACGGCUCGAAUCGUCUUUCUCCAUGUUCAUUGGCCUUCGAAGUGGAUGCCCUUCAUGGGCGGUAAAGUUUCACACAAGUUAGCAAAUGAACAAGAGCAGGAAUUGCACAGAAGAAAUGAGAGGAACGAAAUGCUCAAAUUGAUGUGUCGGUACAAACGCAUCUGUACGAGAAGAAAGGUGAAGUUAGAGUACGUAAAUGAUGAAAAUGUUCUAAGAGGUAUUAUAAAUCUUGUGAAAACAUUUCGAGUAAAGAGAUUGGUUACAGCUUCAAGAUCCAUGUCGAAGCAAGCUGAACUGCUCGAAUGCUGCCAGAUAUGGCUGGUCCGCGAUGGAAAUCACAUCUCCACCAGCGGAGCUAUUCGAGAAGAUACUGAGACAAAAGUUGAGAAUGAAGAAAGUCAAGAAUUGUCUAUACCUGCACUGGAGCCAUUAACCAAUGAAUCUGAAGCAUACGCAGCGAAUGAAUCUGAAGCAUACGCAACGCCGUCGAGUGAUCUGGAUGAUGAAAUACCGAGUGAUCAAGAUGAGAUUCACACUCUCACAGACAGAAGUUUAUGUCACUCGGACGUGAGUCAGAAAACUGAGACCACAGUUCGCGAAAACGAAUCGCCAUCGGAAAGCAACACCACAACUGAUGAGAGUGGAGGCGAGAUGUUUUCUGAAGAAGCUCCAGAUCGCCCGGUUAAGCAUAAGAGCUUCAGGAAUGAUGCAGCUGAAGUCCAAUUACUAUGGGCAGAGGUUAAACAGCUUAAAAGAGAGGUCAAGAAGUUAAAGAUCCGUCUAAAGAACGAAAGUAGUAUAGCAAGCAAAGGAAAGGCCGUGUUCUCAGAGCAGAAGUUAAAAGGUGUUGGAGACAACCCAAAUCCACCAAUUCCAGAACAUGUCACAGAAUUCUCCCACUCAGAACUUAAGCGAGCAACCAACAAUUUCAACCGAAGAAACAUAAUUGGCGAAGGAGGUUACGGCCCGGUCUACAGAGGCAAACUGCGUGGCGCCGUGGUUGCGAUAAAGAUGCUAAAUCCGAAGAGCAAACAAGGCCAUCCCGAGUUCCAGCAAGAGGUUCAUGUGCUAGGCAUGAUCAAGAACCCAUAUAUAAUUAAACUAAUGGGAGUGUGCUCAAAGUCAUGUUCUCUUGUCUACGAAUACCUCCCCAGUGGCACACUGAAGCAACAGCUUGUUCGCGCGCUAUCCUGGCAAGACCGUGUCCGUAUACUCGGCGAGCAACGCUCCGCCCUCAUUUGCCUCCACACAAACAAGCCAUACGCUAUAAUCCAUGCCGAUCUUAAGCCUCAGAAUAUACUUCUCGAUGAGAACAAUAUAAGCCGCCUCGGAGACUUUGGCACUGCUAGAGCGAUACUCAACGACCCGUCGAACCAAGAAACUAUCUGUCGAAAGACGAACCCGAUGGGGACUACGGGGUACAUGGACCCUAUAUUCUUGAUGACGGGAGAGUUAACACCUCAGUCCGAUGUGUAUUCAUAUGGUGUCGUAACUUUACAGCUUCUGACAGGGCUUCUGGAAUUGAAUAUAGCUGAGCAGGUGGAGGAGGGGCUUAGGAGGGGGGUCGCGAGGCAGAUUCUCGACGGUUCUGCUGGAGACUGGCCAGCAGUGCAGGCUGAGAAGCUGCUGAGGUUGGCCUUGAGGUGCUGCAGCCUCGAAAGGAAGCAAAGGCCGAGCCUCGAAUCAAAGGAAUGGAGAACACUCGAUAUAUUACGGGCUAUGGCAGGGAAAUCAAGAAAACUCGAAAGCACGAGCAUCAAAAAGGGUGCGAUUUGAUCUACGAUCGGAACAAGGAGAGACCUUUUCGAAUUUAACAGUGUGCGCGCUACGUGAAUGGACAUGAAGAAACAUAGAUUACAGUGUGUACGUACAUGUACAUAGUUGUAGUUAUGCAUGUAAACUAUGAAAUAACAGUCGAAAUUGAGCUCGAACAUUUGCCGACUAUUUCAAAGGCAAAGAUUAGAACAAUUUGAGAUUGUAAUUUGUAUAGGAAAGAUCAUGAGAUCCUGGACAUCAUAACCUAUUAUUGUUACAACUCAAUAUAGAUUUUCAAGUUGAAAUUUUGUUAAA
Messenger RNA from Ananas comosus (pineapple), 2198 nucleotides. RefSeq names its product U-box domain-containing protein 33-like. The coding region runs from base 12 to 1904 and encodes 630 amino acids. Gene Ontology annotation, molecular function: ATP binding; protein kinase activity. The record is from RefSeq and is a predicted model, not a curated record. Gene Ontology annotation, biological process: protein phosphorylation. The transcript has 10 exons. NCBI's taxonomy places the organism in Eukaryota, Viridiplantae, Streptophyta, Magnoliopsida, Poales, Bromeliaceae.